CUCCCGCCCCGCUUCCUCCGCCGUCUUCUCCGCGGGACUCGGGUGGGGCCCGGGAGCAGCGAGUGACAGCGACGGCGAGCGGCGGGCGCAGGACGGGGGACAGCCAUGUCGGACAGCGGGGCGAGCCGCCUGCGGAGGCAGCUGGAGUCGGGGGGCUUCGAGGCGCGGCUGUACGUGAAGCAGCUGUCGCAGCAGUCGGACGGCGACCGCGACCUGCAGGAGCACCGGCAGCGCGUGCAGGCGCUGGCGGAGGAGACGGCGCAGAACCUGAAGCGCAAUGUCUACCAGAACUACCGGCAGUUCAUCGAGACGGCGCGCGAGAUCUCGUACCUGGAGAGCGAGAUGUACCAGCUGAGCCACCUGCUGACGGAGCAGAAGAGCAGCCUGGAGAGCAUCCCGCUGGCCCUGCUGCCCGCCGCCGCUGCGGGCGCCUCCGCGGCUGAGGACCCGGCGGGCGCGGGGCCCCGGGAGCGCGGGGCGGCCCAGGCAGGCUUCCCGCCGGGCUCGGCGGGCGGCCCCCGCGACGGCCCCGGCGCGGGCGAGGAGGGCAAGCAGCGCACGCUCACCACGCUGCUGGAGAAGGUGGAGGGCUGCAGGGACCUGCUGGAGACGCCGGGCCAGUACCUAGUGUACAACGGGGACCUGGUGGAGUACGAGGCGGACCACAUGGCCCAGCUGCAGCGCGUGCACGGCUUCCUCAUGAACGACUGUCUGCUGGUGGCCACCUGGCUGCCGCAGCGGCGGGGCAUGUACCGCUACAACGCGCUCUACCCGCUGGACCGCCUGGCGGUGGUCAACGUCAAGGACAACCCGCCCAUGAAGGACAUGUUCAAGCUGCUCAUGUUCCCCGAGAGCCGCAUCUUUCAGGCGGAAAACGCCAAGGUUAAACGCGAGUGGUUGGAAGUGCUGGAGGGAACCAAGAGGGCGCUCAGCGACAAGAGGAGGAGGGAGCAGGAGGAGGCAGCGGCCCCCCGCGCGCCGCCACCGGCCACUUCCAAGAGCGGCAACCCGUUUGAGGACGAGGAUGAUGAAGAACUGGUCACCCCCGAGGUAGAGGAGGAAAAGGUAGACCUCUCCAUGGAGUGGAUCCAGGAGUUGCCCGAAGACCUAGAUGUCUGUAUUGCGCAGAGGGACUUUGAGGGCGCCGUGGACUUGCUGGACAAAUUGAAUCACUACCUGGAAGAUAAGCCCAGCCCACCUCCUGUGAAAGAGCUGAGGGCCAAAGUGGACGAAAGAGUUCGACAGCUCACCGACGUGCUGGUGUUCGAGCUCUCCCCCGAUCGCUCUCUGAGAGGCGGCCCUAAGGCGACUCGCAGGGCAGUGUCACAGCUGAUCCGGCUGGGCCAGUGCACGAAGGCCUGUGAGCUGUUUCUGAGGAACAGGGCAGCAGCUGUGCACACGGCCAUCCGCCAGCUUCGGAUCGAGGGCGCCACUCUGCUCUACAUCCACAAGCUCUGCCACGUCUUCUUUACCAGCCUGCUGGAGACGGCAAGGGAAUUUGAGACAGACUUUGCAGGCACGGACAGCGGCUGCUACUCUGCGUUCGUGGUCUGGGCUAGGUCUGCAAUGGGCAUGUUUGUGGAUGCUUUCAGCAAGCAGGUUUUCGACAGCAAGGAGAGCCUGUCCACUGCAGCUGAGUGUGUGAAGGUGGCCAAGGAGCACUGCCAGCAGCUGGGAGAGAUUGGGCUGGAUCUCACCUUCAUCAUCCAUGCCCUGCUGGUGAAGGACAUCCAGGGGGCCUUACACAGUUACAAGGAGAUUAUCAUUGAAGCCACCAAGCACCGAAACUCAGAGGAGAUGUGGCGCCGUAUGAACCUGAUGACCCCUGAGGCCCUGGGAAAGCUCAAAGAGGAGAUGAGAAGUUGUGGGGUCAGUAACUUCGAGCAGUACACAGGAGAUGACUGCUGGGUGAACUUGAGCUACACGGUGGUGGCUUUCACCAAGCAGACCAUGGGCUUCCUGGAGGAGGCGUUGAAACUGUACUUCCCAGAGCUACACAUGGUGCUCCUGGAGAGUCUGGUGGAAGUCAUCCUGGUCGCCGUGCAGCACGUGGACUACAGCCUGCGGUGCGAGCAGGACCCAGAGAAGAAGGCCUUCAUCAGGCAGAAUGCAUCCUUCCUUUAUGAAACUGUCCUCCCAGUGGUGGAGAGGAGGUUUGAGGAAGGUGUAGGGAAGCCUGCCAAGCAGCUGCAGGACCUGCGGAAUGCAUCCAGACUCCUGCGGGUGAAUCCCGAGAGCACCACUUCUGUGGUCUGAGGCCCUGGUCUGGGUGUGUGUGUGUGUGUGUGUACAGACUACAGUGUACUAUCUGUAUUUAUAUGACACUUGUCAGCACAUUCCUCAGAGUCAAAACAGCGUACACAGUGCCCUCGUAGAAACACAGUCAAAGGAGAAAAGAAAAUGUGUUGUGUCCCCAUACUGGAAUUAUUAGAGCAUAAGCCACACUUUGUACCAACUCCUUAAGGAAUGCAUGGUCACACCAUGGCAUUUCAGAUUACCCUCUGACUUGAAACACACUUCCCACCGUAGGACAUCCAGGAGCAAUGCACUUCUGUGCCACCUAGAAAAAUAUGUAAACCCCAGCAAAAUUGUAGCUUCUUGAUGGUCAGUACUAUGUAAUGCAAUGGCUUUAUGUAUUCCUUAAACUAAUCCAUUUGGAGAGAAGACAGGAGUUGGGAAAGCUGGUUUGGGAUAGAUUUGGAUAAGUGGGCAGCAGAUUCUCCAGUGUUCGUAGGUACAUGGAAAUCUUCAUAAAACAACUCCGCAGGCAUCCAAUGUUCCAUGGCUAAUUAGCAUCAUAGUAUUUUGCUCGGGUGCAUCUUUCUGGGAAUCACAAGGACUAUGGUGAAUUUUUACCAUAUUCCAGACCGAAUGAAUUUGCUGCUACAGUGCCUUUGCCAUGUUCAGGAAGGGAAAGUCAUGGGAAAAGCCCACCCCAAGAAGCCUGGCUGUGGGGAGUGGCGGCAGGCCACUGCAGGCCCCGCCUGGUUUAGGAGCCACUGAGAUUUAAGGCAAAUGCAGAGCUCCUUUUUUGAAUAUUUACUGGUAGUUCAGGGUCUGUGUAGAUUAGGAGUUAGAAAAAUAAUGCAAAUCUCACUGUUAAAGAAUGCCUGCUUUGAGCAGAGAUUUGUUUGUUUUCUUGAGAUAGGUUUCAGCCCAGGCUGGUGUCUUGGGCUGGUUUUGUACCCAAGAAAGACCUUGAAUUUCUAAAUCUAACUCCACUUCGCAAGGGCUGGGGUUACAGGUGUGUGCCACCAAGCCCAGUGUAUGCCAUGUUGGGAAACCCAGGGCUUUGUGCAUGCUAGGCAAGCACUCUACCCACUGACCACAUCCUCUGCCCUGAUGGGUGUCAUUUUUGUUUUGUUUUAUUUUUUUGUAACUUAGUAGAUAAUUGAGGAGAUGCAUAUGCCUCAAGCACAGGGAAGGGGCCUUUUGUGACCCCUCCAAUGCUGUGCUGCACUUUAAAACAUAAGAGCCAAGAAUGCUGAUGCUUCUAAUCGCUGCACUGGAAGCAAGAGGCAGGUGUAUUCAAGGCCAGC
This is a messenger RNA of Arvicola amphibius (Eurasian water vole), 3539 nucleotides long. It is a transcript of the gene Exoc8, whose product is annotated as exocyst complex component 8. The transcript has a single exon. The coding region runs from base 106 to 2256 and encodes 716 amino acids. NCBI's taxonomy places the organism in Eukaryota, Metazoa, Chordata, Mammalia, Rodentia, Cricetidae. Gene Ontology annotation, biological process: exocytosis; intracellular protein localization; Golgi to plasma membrane transport. Gene Ontology annotation, cellular component: exocyst. The record is from RefSeq and is a predicted model, not a curated record.